UACAUGAACGCGAAACACAUGUGACUUAACAGCAUCAUUGAUUUGUUCCCUGUAGCGUUCAUUUCACUCUGCAUGAUGGAUAGUGAGAAAGCUGUGUUUCAUAUGGUUGUGCUCUUUAUGAAUGUAUUAACAUCAAUAUGUAGAGGCGAGCAAAUACGACUUUCCCCGGAAGUUUCCGAAUUGGUGAUAGCGGAGGGAAAUCGUCUACAGUUGGAUUGUAUCCACGAUAAUAAUAAAAAUGCGCAAAGUGCAUACUUUACGAAAAAUGGAGAAAUUGUCACACUAGACAACGACGAUGACUACAUGAUUACUAGCAAGUCACGAAUGAUAAAUGCAACUAUAGGGACAAGGCAAACAAUAAAGACACUAGUUAAAGACAGCACGGCUCCAACUGACAAUGGUGUAUUUGCCUGCAAGUCCGGAAACAUUGAAGCCUCCAUCAAUGUCAUUGUAUUCAAAGUUACUCGCGUAAAUGCUCUUUACCUAGACAACGCAACUGAGGUAUGGCUAGGAUGUGCUUUGGAAGGGCUAAGUCCUGGAGUUCCUAUUGAUUUUUAUUGGUACAGGCAGAAUGGUGCUAGGCUCCACGGCGAUCGAUACAACAUAUCAAACAAUGGGACACUACGCAUCGAAAAUCCAACACUUGCCGACAUCGGACCAUACAAUUGCACGGCUAUGUUCUAUCCACAGACAGUUCAAGCGCAAACAAUGUUCCUCACGUCUGUCUAUCUGAAUGCUGGACCAAGAAUACACAACAUUGCAAGCACCAAUCAAAGGCCAUUGACACUUAAAUGUAAUGUAGCCGGUUUUCCGCAUCCAAAUGUCACGUGGGAACAGGAUGGGAACCAAUUAAAUAGCACUUUUGACUCCUUGUACGUUAUGCUGGGAGAAAGUGUUGUUGUUUACAAUCAGAACUACUCUGGUACAUAUACAUGCCUUGCAAUGAACGAACAUCCACCCUACAAUGCAUCAGCUGACAUACAUAUUAAAGAUGGUCAUUUCACUUCUACGGCUGCAGGUGGAAAAGUCAAAAACAUAUUCGAGUUGUUAGCCAGCAUAAUCAUAACUUAUUGUGCAAUGUUGGAGGUGCAAUAACUUAAAUCUAUUACGAAAAUAGUGAGAAAUGUAAUAUUUUAUAAUUAUUUAUUUGAAACAUUCCAUUCACUUUCAUCCUUUCAUUUUAUAGGCUUAUCAUGAAUCAUGAGUGUUCCUGUAUGUCAUCAUUUUACUUAUUAUUGUUGAUAAUAUGAAGAAUACAAGUAUUUUUUAGUUUUUUCUUGCAACCAUAUCGAUUGGCUUCUCACACUAACUCAAAUCUUGUGGUUAAAAUUUUCAUGUUCCUUGUUUACACAUCUGGCUGACCUUCUCCUUCCAGUUUUGCCACUUUGUGUCGAUCACCCUUCUACUCGGUAUGCUUUCGCAACCCUUGACAAAUUUUGCUUAAAUUAUGAGUUAUGAAAAAGUAUAAAAGCCUUUUGUUACAAUCAUAUAAAUUGACUUGGUUAGGUCGCCAUUUCAUGUGUUCAUGCACACUGCUAGCUUUUUAUCUACUGGUAAUGCUUGAACGGCUAUUGUUUAUUUCUUCAAGAGAAAAAGGCUAAUUCUUAAGAAAGCUGUAAACUGUAGCUUCUGGUCAAUUUCAAAAAUUUGUAAUAAUUGGUAUAACUAGAUAAUAUUUCUGUACAUAACUUCAUGCAUGUUUGGGAAUACAACUAGUAGGUUAGCACGUUAAGAUCUACGUAAAAAAGUCUUGAAUAUGUUGUAGAUAGACUUGUAUUUUGAUGUAGCCGAUAUGAAGCUUGCACCAAAAUGUCCUUCAUGAUAAUCUAUACUGAUUUUUUUUUAUUUUAUUCGUUGAAGUCAUAAAGUAAAUGUGAAAUUCAUUCAUGACAUUUGAAGAUAUACUGGUGUUGAACUAAACUAUUGCCCAAAUUGAUGUGAUAUUUAGGCUGUCUUUCGGCCCCAUUGUCAUAUUGUGAUGAUAUUUACAUAUUAAAUACAUUUUUUUCGCACAAA
Molecule: messenger RNA, 2016 nt
Organism: Mya arenaria
Lineage: Eukaryota; Metazoa; Mollusca; Bivalvia; Myida; Myidae
Product: hemicentin-1-like
Exons: 7
Coding region: 73-1095 (340 amino acids)
Source: RefSeq, a predicted model, not a curated record